Messenger RNA from Perkinsus marinus ATCC 50983, 585 nucleotides. RefSeq lists its product as hypothetical. Bases 1 to 585 code for a protein of 194 amino acids. The record is from RefSeq and is a predicted model, not a curated record. Lineage: Eukaryota; Perkinsozoa; Perkinsida; Perkinsidae. The transcript has 6 exons.
AUGUUGAACGCGACUUCGGAGUUUUUGACUAACAUGAUCGGUGUUGUCAAUAGCAGGGAGAGAUUUAUGAUGACCAACAGCGAUGGCUUCAAACUCAAGGUGCGGGGACUGAACCGGGGACCUCAGGUGAUGGAAUCUGAUGGGGAUUUGGAUUUCACAGAGGAGGUGGAAACGCUACGGCUGAGCAACAGGCAUCUCACUGUGGAGGUGAAGACACUUCGCGCGGAGAUACUCAAAAUGAAGCGAGAUGCUUCGCGGGUGCAAGAGGCGCCGCAGUUGAGUAUUGACCACAAGGAUGGUGGCGUUGAGGAAAUGCAAGAAUUGCAAGAUGCCCGAGUGAGGAGGUUGGAAUAUCAGAAGUCAUCCCUUGAAACUGAGAGGGAUCGGCUAAAGGAGGAAGUCCGGCAGAUCUCUGAAAUGUAUGUUAAACUCUGGUCUGAAGGGACUUCUUCGAGCGACGGGUUGAGGGAGGAGGUAGUUCGACUGAAGGAGGAGAACGAAUCGCUGCGGUCACGAAUACGGGAAUUGAUUAAACGGAGGGAAGAUGUUGUAUCAGAACCUGAGAGCUUGGCGGAAGGUAUCUAA